Molecule: messenger RNA, 2334 nt
Organism: Protobothrops mucrosquamatus (brown spotted pit viper)
Lineage: Eukaryota; Metazoa; Chordata; Lepidosauria; Squamata; Viperidae
Gene: CDH15
Product: cadherin 15
Exons: 14
Coding region: 1-2334 (777 amino acids)
Biological process (GO): multicellular organism development; homophilic cell-cell adhesion; cell morphogenesis
Cellular component (GO): adherens junction; plasma membrane; catenin complex
Molecular function (GO): calcium ion binding; cadherin binding
Source: RefSeq, a predicted model, not a curated record
AUGGUCCCCCUCUUCUGGCUCAGCUCCUGCCUCCUGGCCACCUUCGCAGCUCAGGACGCCUGUUGUGCCAGAGGGCUGGCCUCUCGCAGGCAUCCAGUUCCGCAGCUGCAGCCACGGGAGAAAGCCGUCCUGAGGAGGGUCAAGCGGGCCUGGGUCAUCCCCCCCAUCAGCUUACCUGAGAACUACCGACGGCUGCCCCACCUUCUGGUCCAGAUUAAGUCAGACAAGCAGCAGCCAGGGGUGGUAGUCUACAGCAUUAAGGGCCCCGGGGUUGAUGAAGACCCCAAGGAUAUCUUCUCCAUCGAUAACCGGAGCGGCAAGAUCUACCUCAAUACCGUGCUGGAUCGGGAAAAACAUGAUCGCUUUCGGCUCAAGGCUUUUGCCCUCGACCUGGGCGGGGUGCCUCUGGAAGAGCCCACCGACUUGGAGAUCGUCGUCCUGGACCAGAACGACAACCGGCCACUCUUCCAGCAGGACAUCUUCACGGGGCACGUGGCGGAAGGGGCCGAGCCAGGGACGUUUGUGUUGAAGGCAGAAGCCACAGAUGCCGACGACCCCGAGACAGACAAUGCAGCACUCCGGUUCUCCAUCCUGGGCCCAGAAGGGGCGGAGCUGUUCACCAUCAAUGAGCUCUCUGGGGAAAUUCAGAUCGCCGGAGAAGGGCUGGACCGCGAGGGGACGGGCAGUUACAACCUGACACUCCAAGUGGCUGACAUGGCUGGAGAAGGCCUGACCACCACAGCUACAGCGGUUAUCUACGUGGAGGACAUCAAUGAUAACCCCCCUGAAUUCACGUUGGAUGAGUUCCACAUGGAGGCCCCCGAGAACCGGCCCGGCGUGGAGGUUGGGCGGGUGACAGUGCAGGACAAAGACCAGACGGGCUCUCCCAACUGGCUGGCCAAGUUCACCAUCCUGGAGGGGGACCCCAGAGGAGCUUUCUCCAUCCACCCGGACCCCCUGACCAAUGAGGGGGUCAUCUCUUUGGCCAAGGCCCUGGACUACGAGGAGCAGAACCGUUACGAGCUGCUGGUCUCUGUGCAGAACCAAAGCCCCCUGCACCCCUCCGCCCCCAAAGCCACCCACGCCUUGGCCACGGUGCAGCUCCAGGUGAUGGAUGCCAACGAGCCUCCCUUCUUCCUGGACAACCCCUGCAGGGGGAGGGUGAACGAAGGGGCAGCUGCUGGCACCCAGAUCACCCUCUUCCGGGCCAGGGACCCAGACACCCAGCAGGCUCAGCAGCUCAGGUACCUGCAGGCCUCUGAGUUGGCCAGCUGGCUGCAGGUGGACCCCGAAUUGGGCCGGAUGGAAGCCCGCCAGAAAGUACCCCCACGGUCAACUUUCCUGGACGGCUGGUACAUCACACAGAUCCUGGCAGUUGAUAAUGGGAUCCCUCCCCUCACGGCCACUGGGACCCUGUCCAUCGAGGUGCUGGAGGUCAACGACCAUGCGCCCUCCCUCUUCCCCACAACGGGGUCACUGUGCAGAGGAGGGGCUGGCUUGGUCCUGAGCGCCACUGACGAGGACUUGGCGCCCCACGCAGGGCCCUUCCGCUUCCAUCUUGGCCCCAGCAGUGCCCACAACUGGACUCUCAGCUACCCCAAUGACACCCACGUGUUGCUGCAGCCUCCCGUGGAUGUGUCCGAGGGUCUUCACAUCCUGCCACUGCUGGUCAGUGACUCUGGCAUCCCGCCACAGGUGCAAGAGCAGCUGCUGAAUGUCUCAGUCUGUGCCUGCAGUCGGUGGGGCACCUGUGGUGCUCCCAAAGCUGCCGCCAUGGGGGCCACGGCAGGCCUCAGUUUGGGCGCCUUGAUGACCAUCCUCUGCAGUGCUGUCCUACUCCUGUUGCUGGUGCUGCUGGUGGCCGGGAUGGAGCACUCUCGCCGGCAGGCACUGCGCAAGGGGCUGCUGGGCGCCUGGCAGGACGACAUGCGUGACAAUGUCCUCAACUACGAUGAGCAGGGGGGCGGCGAAGAGGACCAGGACGCCUACGAUCUCUCCCAGCUGCGUGACCCUGAUCUCUUUGGCCCCUCGACUCCCCGGGGGAAGCCCCUUCGGCGGAGGGAUGCCCCCCAUAGCUGUGCCUUGUACCAGCACCCCCAGCGAUGCCCGUCCGACAUUGAGGACUUCAUCAACGAGGGCCUGGAGGCAGCCGACAGCGACCCCAGCGUCCCCCCCUACGACACGGCCCUCAUCUAUGACUACGAGGGGGAGUGUUCGGCCGGCGGGUCGCUGAGCUCCAUCCUGUCCAGCCUGGAAGACGAAGACCAGGACUACUGUUACCUCCGCGAAUGGGGGCCACGAUUCCAGCGCCUGGCCGAGCUAUACGGCCAGUAG